AAGAAACCGGAGGGUGCGCACAGAAGAAAAAAAGACUCGUCAGACAGUCAAUCAUGUCUCUUGAUUGUUUUCAACCACUUCUCUCUCUCCACCGCUAUUUCUAAUUAUUCGCCUUGCCGAAAAGUUCAGUGUACCAGUCACAAAAAAGGGCUGUUGCCGAAACCUAGAGAGAAUACAGCUCAAAUUUUGGUGAAUUAGAUCGGAGAUGGCUUCCUCUGCAGAACGCGAGUCAGCUAUUUACGUUGCUAAACUCGCCGAACAAGCCGAACGCUACGACGAGAUGGUGGAAGCAAUGAAAAAGGUUGCCAAUAUGGAUGUGGAUUUGACUGUGGAAGAGAGAAACUUGCUAUCAGUUGGGUACAAAAAUGUUGUCGGUUCUCGAAGGGCUUCAUGGAGAAUCCUGUCAUCAAUUGAGCAGAAGGAAGAGUCGAGAGGGAAUGAGGUGAAUGCUAAGAGGAUCAAGGAAUACCGACAGAAAGUGGAGUUAGAGCUCACUAAUAUUUGUAGUGACAUCAUGUCCGUGAUUGAUGAACAUUUGAUUCCCGCGUGCACGGCUGGUGAAUCAACUGUGUUUUACAACAAGAUAUAUCUUGCUGAGUUCAAGACUGGUAAUGAGAGGAAAGAAGUCGCUGAUAACUCGCUGAAAGCAUAUGAGACGGCUACUACGACUGCUGAGGCUGAGCUGCCUCCAACACAUCCCAUUCGUUUGGGGCUGGCUUUGAAUUUUUCGGUCUUCUACUAUGAGAUUUUGAACUCACCCGAAAGGGCAUGCCACCUUGCUAAGCAAGCUUUCGAUGAAGCCAUCUCUGAGCUUGAUACAUUGAAUGAGGAUUCAUAUAAAGAUAGCACCUUGAUAAUGCAGCUUCUUAGAGAUAAUCUCACACUAUGGACCUCAGACAUACCAGAAGAUGCAGAUGAAUCACAGAAGUUGGAUGCUGCCAACAAGGCUGGAGCUGAGGGUGCCGAGGUGGUGAUUUGGGGCCAGCUGCUUCUGAAGAAGACAACUAUGAUUUGCCUGUGUGGAGUUAUGUUCAUCAUAAUAUUAUUAGUGUUAUGGUCGUGUCGUAUGGAUUUUUCUCUCCUUGUGAUUGGUGUUGGCUUGUGGCUAACAUUGCGCCACUGCGUGUUGCCUAUGGGUGGUUUAAUUUUAGUUAUGGUAAUAACCUAUGGAAAAAUUUAUGUGUUUGUUAAGCUCUUUGGACAUAUCCAUCCACUGGUUGUGGCUUUCAAUGUGAUCCCCAGAAUUGAAUUCUCCAUGAGUUGAGAUUAUUUGGUCACAAGUUUAGUAUUUGAAAUGUUAUGUUAUGAAGAACACUGUGUUAAGAAGGGAGCAAUUGAAUUUUCUUCCCUUUUAUUAACCAAAUUGCUCAAGGACAAAGAUAAUUCAUAUCCACACACUAAAAAUAGAUUUUUUCACGGCAAAAUUAUAUUUAUUGAAU
Striga asiatica is the source of this 1439-nucleotide messenger RNA. Lineage: Eukaryota; Viridiplantae; Streptophyta; Magnoliopsida; Lamiales; Orobanchaceae. The record is from the annotation of a GenBank genome assembly.